CAAUAGAAAAACAUUAAUACCGACCAGUCCUGAAUGAGGAAGUGCAAAGCUUCGUUUAGAGAGUGUAUUGAGUGGUUGUGUGUGGAGUCACACCCAGUUCACACACACACACACUCUCGUGUCUCCAUCAGCGCUGCGCCAGAGGCGCGUUCACUGCAUCUCUGUGGAGCGCGCACGCUAGAGAGGGACGCGCUGCUGCGGUUCGGAACAUCUUCACCGGCGUGAUUCAUGAUCAAGUGUUCAGGAGGAGCGGCGCUCGUCUCUCACCCUCAUCAUGACCUCGAUCUCGGAGUGGUACGCGGGGAAGAAUGUGCUGAUCACCGGAGCCACGGGCUUCAUGGGGAAGGUUCUGAUGGAGAAGCUGCUGCGCUCCUGUCCGGACGUCAAUGCCCUCUACAUCCUCGUCCGGCCCAAAGCGGGUCAGUCCAUGUCCGAGCGCGUCCAGGACAUGAUGAAGUGUAAGCUGUUCGACCGCGUGCGUGAAGAUAAUCCUGACUUUCAUCAGAAGAUCAUCCCCAUCAGCAGCGAGCUCACGCAGCCCGGCCUGGCCAUCAGUCCAGAGGAUGUACAAACACUCACUUCCUGUAUCAACAUCGUCUUCCACUGCGCCGCCACCAUCCGCUUCGACGAGCCCCUGAAGCAUGCGCUGCAGCUGAACGUCAUCGCCACGCAGCAGCUCCUCUCUCUGGCGCAGCAGAUGCAGCACCUGCAGGCCUUCAUCCACAUCUCCACCGCCUACGCCAACUGCAACCGCAGACACAUUGAUGAGGUCAUCUACCCUCUUCCGGUCGAGCCCAAGAAACUCAUCGACUCUCUGGAGUGGAUGGAUGACAGUAUCAUCCGUGACAUCACACCGCAUCUAAUUGGUGACCGGCCGAACACUUACACCUACACCAAAGCUCUGGCCGAGUGUGUGGUGCAGCAGGAGAGCGGCAAACUCAACAUCGGCAUCAUACGACCGUCCAUCGUGGGAGCCAGCUGGCAGGAGCCGUUCCCUGGUUGGAUAGACAACUUUAAUGGACCAAGUGGUGUUUUCAUUGCUGCUGGGAAGGGCAUCCUGCGCACCAUGAGGGCCAGUAAUGACGCGGUGGCCGAUCUGAUUCCUGUAGACGUGGUGAUAAACCUGACGCUGGCUGCCGGCUGGUACACCGCGGUGCACAGACCAAAAACUGCACUCGUGUACAACUGCACAACCGGAGGCAUUAACCCUUUCCACUGGGGAGAGAUUGAGCAUCAUGUGAUGUCCACAUUUAAGAGGAAUCCUCUGGAACAGGCUUUCCGUCGGCCAAACGCCAACAUCACCUCCAGUUACCUGAUCUACCAGUACUGGAUCCUCGUCAGUCACAAGUUCCCCGCGCUCAUCUAUGACCUGUUCCUCCGACUGUCCGGACAGAAACCCCAAAUGAUGCGUAUUUUCAACCGUCUGCACAAAGCUAUCGGUCUGCUGGAGUACUUCAGCAGUCAGGACUGGGAGUGGAACUCAGACAACAUGAACAUGCUGAUGAGUCAGCUGAGCGCCGACGACAGGAAGACCUUCAACUUUGAUGUUCGCCAGCUGAACUGGCCCGAGUACAUCGAGAAUUACUGUAUCGGCACCAAGAAGUACGUUCUGAACGAGGACAUGUCCGACAUUCCCGCCGCCAGACAGCACCUGAGGAAGCUGAGAAACAUCCGAUACACGUUCAACACGGUGCUGCUGGUCUUCAUCUGGCGCGUCUUCAUCGCUCGCUCUCAGAUGGCCAGGAACAUCUGGUACUUCGUCGUGAGUUUGUGCUUCAAGUUCCUGUCCUACUUCAGGGCUUCCAGCACUCUGACCCAAUGACCGGAGCAACAGGAAGUGUGUGUCCCCAUCCUCCAAGCACUUCCUCCUCCUGAGGUGUCUUCAGCCAUCCACACACACACACACACACACACACACACACACACACACACACACACACACACACACAGGUGUUUCUUUAGCUUUCUUCACCGGCCGCUCGCUCCACCUGACUCCUCCAUGUGCUGUUUUUAAAGGUGUCCUCUUUUAUAAUGACUUUUCCUUAAUACCGAUUAUAUAUGCAACCACAUUUUAAUGUUUCUCCUUUACAUUCUCAUCGCCAUCUAACAUCUGGAGACGUUGCCUUUAUGUCUUCUGAUGAUUUUAGCCUUCUCGACUACAGCCAGCAUCGGUUUGCUGUUUGCAGACAUUUCUCUCUCUCUGUGAGUGUGUUUGUGUCUUUAGAUGAUUCGUUUGUGUCCUGUCUGAUCUAAUACCAUGUAAUCCAGCCAGAAAACUCUCGUACCAUGUGCUACUAAAGCCUACAAGAAGUCUAGCAGUUUCACUGCGGUUUUGGUUGGUGUUUUGUCUUUUUUCCUGUUUUUUUUUUUUCUUUUUCAUUUGCUGCGUUCGGAGGGAAAGGCCAGUGAACUGCAACAGAUCUGAUGCAUUUAUAACAUCAUACAUUUGUUUUUCUAAGUCGUCGCUUGCUCAGCUAUACAUCCACCAGUUUAAGCAUGAACACCCAAAAUCAAAAGAAAAAAAAAGUCUAUUCAUAAAAAACAUCAAUAUUUUU
Molecule: messenger RNA, 2555 nt
Organism: Cyprinus carpio (common carp)
Lineage: Eukaryota; Metazoa; Chordata; Actinopteri; Cypriniformes; Cyprinidae
Product: fatty acyl-CoA reductase 1
Biological process (GO): long-chain fatty-acyl-CoA metabolic process
Cellular component (GO): peroxisome
Molecular function (GO): alcohol-forming very long-chain fatty acyl-CoA reductase (NADP+) activity
Source: RefSeq, a predicted model, not a curated record